Selaginella moellendorffii is the source of this 1553-nucleotide messenger RNA. RefSeq lists its product as uncharacterized. The transcript is spliced from 2 exons. Gene Ontology annotation, molecular function: protein binding. NCBI's taxonomy places the organism in Eukaryota, Viridiplantae, Streptophyta, Lycopodiopsida, Selaginellales, Selaginellaceae. The record is from RefSeq and is a predicted model, not a curated record. The coding region runs from base 26 to 1258 and encodes 410 amino acids.
UUAGGUUUCCUCUGCUUCUAAUGCAAUGGAGGAGGCGAGCUUCGAAUCCCUCCCCGCAGAGGCCGUCCUCUCCAUCUUCGCCGAUCUCAAGGACGCGCGCAGCAUCGCAACCCUAGCGCCCGUGUGCCGCCGCUGGCAAUCCCUCUCCAGGUACGUCGAUUCCCUCCACUUCAUGCUCGCCCAGCAAUCCGACGCCAAUGCCGUGGCUCCCAUGCUCCGCCGCGCCCACUCCAUCAAGAAUCUCGCCAUAGAAAUCCACCAGGGCUGCGACAUUCCGGAAGAACUCCUCUCAAGCUGGAUAGAAAUAGUUAAAGACUCCAUACAGGACUUGGAGCUCUGGUAUGUGAGCACAAAGGAGCUUAAUCUCUGGAACCUGGUGAAGAACUGCUCAAAACUCUCGGCCCUGCGAGUCCAUGGAUCGAUAGCGUUCCUCCUCCCGAUGCUAAACUUCGAUCUCACCACCCUCCGUGAAUGCGUUCUCGACGAUUCCAGCUUCAAGCACCCGGCCGUGGUCUCGGUUCUAAAUCACUGCCCGGCUCUCGACAAGCUGGUCGUCAAGAACUUCCAGACCGCCAAAGUGAGGCUCACGAACAGCAACGUUAACAGCGUCCAUUUGGCAGUGGAUCGUCGUGAGGGUCCCGAGACUGGGCCGCCGUUCAUCAUGCUGGAAACCAUGAACCUCAAGUGCCUCACGCUGGACGGGAUCAGCUGUGUUCUUGUCGCUCCAGAGCUCCGGGAGUUACACUUGCCGUCGCGCUGCAAGGACUUGAUCGUGGUUUCGCUCGACAAUGUUGAGAUCCUGACAAUGGGAGGAAGUGAGUGGGAGUUUAAGGAGAUUCACAGCAUUGUGGAGCUCGUACCCAACAUCUCCGAGGUGAAGAUCGAUGUCUCGGUGUCGGACCCGGAGCCUGUUGCUUGGAAAACGUUCUUUAACGGCCUCUCGCGGCUGGACACCAUCACUUUCGGCGGCAACAUGCUCGAGUGUUUCUGUAAGGAGAUUGAUGGCGAUGUCUUGGCCAAACUUAAGCUUGUCAAGGCCACGGUUUUUCUCGAAGAGAACGGAUGCUUUGAGCUGCUGGAAGCUCUGCUCGUCCACUGCCCCGGGCUCAAGGUCCUGACUGUGAAUUGCUCGCGUCUCCUCCAGGACAGUGAGGAGUGGAAUCUGAUGGAGCUGUUCGAGGCCCGGCAUCCCCAGAUGUACAAUGACUUGAAGCGGCUGCAAGCGAGUUCCUCUCGUCUAGUAAUCACUUUGCAGUAGCGAGUGGAACCAGGACUGGCUUGUUUUUGAAAGAAUUUAUGCUCCGCUGACGCUUCCGCCAGUGAACGAGGACUGAGAAUCUGUAGGCCCGACGUAGUUGCUUGACGCGACCAUGUUGAUCUGGUGAAGAUACCCGGGUCAGGAGUAGAGAAAGAAAGAAGGUAUCUUCACCUUGACAAUCUCUGAUCGCUGGUGAGGGUGAUUGUAAGCCGCAAGGACACACAUGUGAAAAUCCUGUUUGAGGCAAUCUUAGCUACUUGAAUCUAAAGAGUAGACGUAAGAACUUGACUUACUC